AUAAAUAUCAAAAUAAAAAUUGUUUUUGCUUCACCUGAUGGAGUUAUUGCUGCUGAGGCCAAGAAAUCUAACUCAAACUGGGUGGUUCUAGACAGGGGACUGAAGUAUGAGAAGAAAUGCUGUAUUGACCAAGUUGAGUGCAAUCUUGUUGUAAUCAAGAAGUCACAACCAAAGGUUAUUCGUCUCAACUUGGUGAAGAAUGCAGAUACAGAGCAUCUAGAAGCUAUUUCCAGGCUAACCACAAAGUCUAUCCUCUCCCGGAGAAGCUCAAGACCUAGAAAAAAGUUGAGGGAACCCUUUGUGACUCCAGCCAGAAGUCCAGACCAAGAAGGUUCUGAUAUGGGGACUUCAUCUAUAUCUAGCUCUGAUGCAAGAGCUUCACCAUUUCUUGCUUCUCAAGUCUCUGAGGGCCUUAACCCAUGGGUCAGUGAUGGAAACAAGAGUUUCUUUGAAUCUGAUACUGGCUCAAAUGGAGAAAACUGGAGUCCUAUAUCAAUGGCCUCCUCAUCUUCCCAUCCUGUGAAAACAUCUAAUAUCCUGAGUCCCAGUGAUGAUCUGACAAGACCUCAUACGGAAACUCCAAGAAAAUCAAGAUUCUCUUCAGUCCUAAGGCUCGGUUCAUCCAAGAAAGAACCUGAUGUCCGUAAAUCCGAUACAUGCUUAAACAAAAGCGUGAGGGAAGUGGUUUCCUUAUCAAGAAAGCCAGCUCCUGGACCUCCUCCACUGUGUUCCAUAUGUCAACACAAGGCACCUAAAUUCGGAAACCCUCCAAGAUGGUUCACUUAUGACGAGCUUGAGACAGCAACAAAGGGUUUCUCUAAAGGGAGUUUCUUGGCUGAAGGCGGGUUUGGUUCGGUUCACAGAGGAACUUUACCAGGUGGUCAAAUCAUUGCUGUGAAACAGUAUAAGAUUGCUAGCACACAAGGUGACAAAGAGUUUUGCUCUGAAGUUGAGGUCUUGAGCUGUGCACAGCAUCGGAAUGUUGUAAUGCUCAUUGGACUAUGUGUGGAGGAUGGGAAGAGACUGCUGGUUUAUGAGUAUAUCUGCAAUGGUUCUUUGCAUUCUCAUCUUUAUGGUUUGGGGAAAGAGCCGUUAGGAUGGUCAGCGCGGCAAAAGAUUGCGGUUGGAGCAGCUCGUGGGUUGAGAUACCUUCAUGAAGAGUGUAGAGUUGGUUGCAUUGUUCAUAGGGAUAUGCGUCCUAAUAACAUUCUCCUCACUCAUGACUUUGAGCCUUUGGUUGGAGAUUUUGGACUAGCGAGAUGGCAACCAGAAGGUGAUAAAGGAGUGGAGACAAGAGUAAUUGGAACUUUCGGGUACUUGGCACCUGAAUAUACACAAAGUGGACAGAUUACAGAGAAAGCAGAUGUGUACUCUUUUGGGGUUGUGUUAGUUGAGCUUAUCACAGGAAGGAAAGCGAUGGACAUUAAGCGUCCUAAAGGUCAACAGUGUCUCACCGAAUGGGCAAGACCGCUGUUGCAGAAGCAAGCCAUUAAAGAGCUUCUUGAUCCGCGUUUAAUGAAUUGUUACUCUGAGCAAGAAGUUUACUGUAUGGCGUUAUGUGCUUACCUCUGCAUUCGCCGUGACCCCAACUCAAGGCCACGAAUGUCUCAGGUGUUGCGGAUGUUAGAAGGAGACGUUGUCAUGAGUCCAAUAUAGAAGCUACACAGGGAAAGGCAUGGAGUUUCUAGACUAUUUAGAGUUUUUACAGCUUUCUUGUUAAUGAGUAUUGUUUCUGUUAUAUGUAAAAAUUUGUUAAUGAGACAAAGAUUCAAGUCAAGUUUGUUUGUAGCUUUGUGUAGGUGAUCAGUGAAGUUUGUAAUUUAUUAUAUAUAAGAUUGCUGCAAAACUUAUU
Molecule: messenger RNA, 1852 nt
Organism: Brassica oleracea var. oleracea
Lineage: Eukaryota; Viridiplantae; Streptophyta; Magnoliopsida; Brassicales; Brassicaceae
Product: inactive protein kinase SELMODRAFT_444075-like
Biological process (GO): protein phosphorylation
Molecular function (GO): ATP binding; protein kinase activity
Source: RefSeq, a predicted model, not a curated record